CUUAAUGCUCUCAACGACCCUCAGUUUUCCACCAAAUCCUUAAUACUUUUGCAUUGCUGCUGUAUCUCUGUCGGCUUCUUUCUUCCACUCUCUGGGGUUUCCUAAUAUUAUUACUCUUCCUUUUCUUUUCUGGGAUUUCCCCGUUUCACAGUUUUGAUCUUUGGAGCUGCAAAUCAUGCAAGCAACUCAAGCAGCCACGAAUGAAGGUUCUGAUAAUUCACAAAAGACUGAUCUUCAGUUAAACAGAGAAGUUUCAGACAAUGGACCAAGUGGGAGGCGGCCAGAUAUUUCACUUCAAAUCCCACCGAGACAUGUAGGUUUUGGAAGUACACGUGGUGGAAGGUCUCUGGACCAUUCUCAAAGCUUCUCUAAAGGGCUUCCAUCACCACGAGGCAUUUUGCGGGCUUUGAGCCUCAAAAGGAAAGGCAAUACAGCAGAUGCUGAAAGAAGCAGCCUCCUCAAUUCAGACCCCAAGGCAGCUCCAGACAGUCCAAAUUUGGCCAACUUUCCACCCGCAAUUUCAUGGAAAAGAUGUACUUCUCUUCCUGUUACGCCUGCUACAAAUUUGUCCCCUUCAGUUUCUACACCUGCUUCUGCAAGGACAUACAGGGAACAACCUAAACGCCAUAAAGAUGCGGUUGCUGCUGGUUCCCAGGUUUCAAGGUCCCUCUCUGUGCCUGGGAGGAACAUGGUUAUUGUAAGAUCUUUGUCUUUUCCUGCCCGGAGUGAGCACGCACGGCAAGAUCAGAAUGAUGAUCAAAUAACUCCUGUGCCAGUAGAAGAUGCUGAUGAAGAAAUUCCUGAAGAGGAAGCAGUUUGCAGAAUCUGUUAUGAUGUUUGUGAUGAAAGGAACACCCUCAAAUUGGAGUGCAGUUGUAAAGGCGACUUGACACUUGUUCAUGAAGAAUGUGCAAUUAAAUGGUUUACCACAAAAGGAAAUAAGAAAUGUGAUGUUUGUGGCCAAGAGGUUCAGAAUCUACCUGUAACACUGCUUCGUUUGCCCAGCUCUGCUCAGACAGGAAGGAGACAGGCGCAGGGUCAGCAGAACAUGAAUCCUGAGACGUUAAGUGCUUGGCAAGACUUCGUGGUGCUUGUCCUAAUAAGCACAAUAUGCUAUUUUUUCUUCCUUGAGCAGCUACUGCUUCCUGACAUGAAGACUCAAGCAAUCAUUAUAGCAGCACCAUUUGCCUUUACCUUGGGUCUCCUGGCAUCUAUUUUUGCGGUCAUCCUUGCAAUAAAAGAGUAUAUAUGGACAUAUGCUGCUCUUGAGUUUGCUCUUGUGGCUAUAACAGUACACCUGUUCUAUACUAUGUUGCACUUGAAGCCCAUUUACGCAAUACUGCUUUCAUCAGUUUUGGGUUUUGGUAUGACUAUGAGCAUCAACUACGCAUAUAUCCAGUAUGUUUCUUGGCGUCUGCAAGUCUCCCAGGAUGCCAACCCAGUAUGAGUCUCCUCAACAUGGAUUUUUCUGUUUAUCUACUGACGUCACGAUCGACCCUGUGUUUGCCAAUCAAUCAAAUGCUGUAUCCUCUCUCUCUCUCUCUAUAUAUAUAUAUAUAUGUAUGUAUGUAUAUGAUGAAAUGUAUAACUAUUGGAAGGCAAGGGAAAAAAACAGAUUGUCUGGACUUUUAUGUUUAGGCAGUCUUUGUUGCAAAGCGGAUUUCACUGUCAAUAUCCAAGAUGAGUAAAUUUUCUUGCUAAUGGAUGCUGUAUAGCUUUCUGUUCAUCAAUAUACGAUGAUGUUAGGUAGGCCA
Molecule: messenger RNA, 1754 nt
Organism: Neltuma alba
Lineage: Eukaryota; Viridiplantae; Streptophyta; Magnoliopsida; Fabales; Fabaceae
Exons: 8
Coding region: 176-1447 (423 amino acids)
Molecular function (GO): zinc ion binding
Source: RefSeq, a predicted model, not a curated record